Molecule: messenger RNA, 1224 nt
Organism: Pseudo-nitzschia multistriata
Lineage: Eukaryota; Bacillariophyta; Bacillariophyceae; Bacillariales; Bacillariaceae
Source: the annotation of a GenBank genome assembly
CUCCUCUUCAUAUUCGUCACCAACACAAUCAAAUCAACACACACCACGUUUCGAUCUAUUGCAACCACCGCGACAAUUUAAUUAACAAUAUGGUGUGGCCGUUUUGCCCUUCCUGUCGUUCUACGCUGAAAGUAGACAGCUCGGGUUCCAUUUCUUGCAAUGUCUGUCCGUAUGCGUCGAACCUCGAUGAACUCGAUCCCUCGGAAAUYCCGUCUUCGGUCACCUAUUCCGCAUCCCGUGCUACACCGUUGUGGGCCAAGACGGAUGCCGAGCAGGAAUCGCUGAGACGAAACAAAGAGCCCACGAGGGCAACGAUCGAGGAACCCUGCGUGAAAUGUGGACAUCCCGAGGUGGGGUACUAUACCGUCCAGUUGCGAAGCGUCGACGAAGGGCAAACCGUCUUUUACGAAUGCCCGGCGUGCAAGCACACCUGGUCGAUCAACAACUAGAKUUUCGCUUUGCUGUUCAUGAAUUUGCACUCAGAAAUUCGAAAGAAAGAUAAUUGGAAAACWUGAAUGGGAAAAAGUGGUCGGGGUUGGGCUAGAACGAACAGUGUCAGUGUCGAGUGGGUUUCGGUCUAGCUAGGAUCGAACAACAAUUGGAUGUGCUGGAAUGAAUCUACCGCUGCACAAUAUGGGGAUUGCGUUCGCGAGAAGGCGAAGUAAUGUUGGAAGUUCACGAACAUGGAAAGGUGUGGUCGAGAACGACAGGUAUUUCUAGGUACGAAUUCGAGUUUGCUAGCCGAAUACUUCGUUACGAAAAAGAAUUUUAAUGAUGAUGAAAAAAAACCUGCACAGGGAUUUCGAGCGGCUGGAAUUUAUUUUGUUUGUUUGUACCAGUCUCAGUGAAACCAACUAGUAAUCUUCUCUCUGAAAAAAACUCUUGACUAAAAUAUCUGUAAUUAUUGACGCAACGGGUCGCUUUGAGUUUUUCUCCGUCCACUCAUUUCAUUUUCUUUUCGCUCUUGACGCGUAUGACUAGAUGUUGGUGCCAAGAAAUUCCGGUUAUUCGUGCCAUUUGCAUUUUGUGUGUUUCCAACGCAUACAUCGGAUGACAAAGCUUAAAUGAAAAGCUAUCCGGGCUCAAAGUAUGGUCGUGAAAUAAGCCAAAAAACCUGUGGUUGUAUUUCAUACAACAUAGGUUGCACUUCUUUUUCUACUUCUCGUUCAAUUUCUGAAACAAGAUCGAAAUAUUUAGGAACCUCACUAAAAACAAUACUWAAAU